ACUCUGACUCUGACUGGCCUGACAGCAGCACAAACAGAGACACUAACAAACGCUACUACUUGAGAGACUUGAGACCCUAACAAAGGUGAAGAUGGUGAUUGAUGUACUCCAAAAGUCAACCCUCAAGCUGGCGAUGAACAUUUGAAAGUGAAGGGUUGACCCUUUUUAAUUGGUUGUAUCUUUUGCGAUUAUUUUUGUCCUACUUAAUUUCUUAGAGGAAAACGCAGUUCACAAUGGCAAAAACCUAUCAUCCACUUACUUACUUGUUGCUCAUUGACGUACCCGAAGCUCACCAAAGAAAGUUUCAUGAGGCAGUUUGGUGUUUGGAUCGGUGCACCAGCUGCUUGUCGGCGACUGGCGUUUCAAACCACUUGGAUGAAGCUAUCAAGCUUGAAGCAGAUCGUUUGAGGGCGCUGAACAAAGAGUUUUACUUGAAGUCCAUAUUCCAGAUGAUGGUUUAUAGUUCUUGUUGUUGCCUGGCCAAGAUGCCAAACCAAUCGGAUGCACUCAAGUUUCAGACGAUCGCAGCGUUUAUUAAAUAUAAAUUAAAUUACUCUCUUCAAAACAAGCAUUUGUCAGAAUUCCCAGAGGACUAUUGCUUGACUUUUUAUAAAUUAACUCCACACUUGCUGCAUAUUCUCGAGUUGACCCUGGCUGAACUGGGCCGGAGGUGGCAUACUAAAAGUAAAGCAGAGCUUAAACUCCCACAAAAGGAAUUGACAGAAAAGAUGGCAACAAGCCUUGGGUUGCUGACUGAAUGUGAGGCGCUAAUUUCAAAGAAGUCUGGAAACUUGAUUGCACAAAAGAAAAAGGGACUAACAGUGCUCAAUGAUAAAGUGAGAGGUCUAGUAGCCAGCCACAACGUGGAGUACUACACUCUGAAGAAGAACGAGAUUGACCUUUGCAACGUGAUGCUGGGACCGAACGCCACCAAAAGAAUGCCUCUGAUUGUGACUAAGUUGAGACUGGAGUAUGAGAACAAGGUCCUAAGCAAUCGAGAGAAAAAAAGCAAGUUGGCAUUAUUUGAAGAGCAGGGAUUGAAGUUGAAGAAAAUCGCGGAGGCUUAUAUUGAGGUGGAAAAGAAAAUCAAAUAUACUAAAGCCACGCUCAACAAGCUGGAGUUGAUGCUCUAG
This is a messenger RNA of Cloeon dipterum, 1133 nucleotides long. RefSeq lists its product as uncharacterized. The record is from RefSeq and is a predicted model, not a curated record. The transcript has 5 exons. NCBI's taxonomy places the organism in Eukaryota, Metazoa, Arthropoda, Insecta, Ephemeroptera, Baetidae. Bases 234 to 1133 code for a protein of 299 amino acids.